This is a messenger RNA of Amoebophrya sp. A120, 258 nucleotides long. NCBI's taxonomy places the organism in Eukaryota, Dinophyceae, Syndiniales, Amoebophryaceae. The record is from the annotation of a GenBank genome assembly.
UCUAGAUCUAGAAUAAGGAUACGAAAAAAAAGUCUAAUAGAGGUAUUGCAUCUUAUUUGUCGCGAAGUUGCAGCACAAAGAUCUUCGGUAGAAGGAACGAUCAUGGGCUUGUCGGCAACCUAUUGGCUGCGCGGGGUGGCUUCGCUGGCCCUCGGCACCGAGAGGGUCGUCUGGGCGAGCUCCGCCUAUCACCAGCAAGAGGCUUUCAGGGCUCUGUACGUUUUUUACGAGAAUCCGGUGUAUUGCAACAUGAGUGGG